Messenger RNA from Scomber scombrus (Atlantic mackerel), 1296 nucleotides. It is a transcript of the gene rsad2, whose product is annotated as radical S-adenosyl methionine domain containing 2. Lineage: Eukaryota; Metazoa; Chordata; Actinopteri; Scombriformes; Scombridae. Gene Ontology annotation, cellular component: lipid droplet; endoplasmic reticulum; endoplasmic reticulum membrane. The record is from RefSeq and is a predicted model, not a curated record. Bases 63 to 1121 code for a protein of 352 amino acids. Gene Ontology annotation, molecular function: 4 iron, 4 sulfur cluster binding; catalytic activity. Gene Ontology annotation, biological process: positive regulation of immune response; defense response to virus. The transcript is spliced from 6 exons.
UUCUGUAUUUAAGACGCGUCGACAUCCGUGGUACAAACACUAGGUGUGAUUGAACCUCGAAGAUGAACGUCUCCUCCUUGGUUGCGUUUUACGUGCUGCGUCUGCAGCUCUCCAUCAGCACCCUGCACUGCUUAUUUGCGAGCAUCUUUUCCAAAGUUUGCAACUGGACAAUAAGAGCCUACAGGGGAACACCCUCGCCCGUCUCACCACAAAAGCUGGAUCAAAAGAGAAUUCAAAAUGCUAUGACUCCAACAAGUGUCAACUAUCAUUUUACGCGUCAGUGUAAUUAUAAAUGUGGAUUUUGUUUCCACACUGCAAAGACGUCCUUCGUCCUGCCUUUAGAGGAAGCCAAGAGGGGGCUGAAACUUCUGAAGGAUUCAGGCAUGGAAAAGAUCAACUUCUCUGGAGGAGAGCCUUUCUUGCAUGAUAAGGGAGAAUUUCUGGGGAAAUUAGUUCAGUACUGUAAACAGGACCUCCAGCUCCCAAGUGUCAGCAUCGUCAGCAAUGGAAGCAUGAUCAAAGAAAAAUGGUUCAAGAAAUAUGGUGACUAUCUAGACAUCUUGGCCAUCUCUUGCGACAGUUUUGAUGACGCAACCAACCAGCUGAUUGGCAGAACUCAAGGAAAGAAGAGCCACGUGGACAACCUCAACAAGAUUUGCAAUUGGUGCCAGCAGUAUAGAGUGGCAUUCAAAAUCAACUCAGUCAUCAACACUUUCAAUGUUGACGAAGACAUGGUGGAGCAUAUUGUCACACUUAACCCUGUCCGCUGGAAGGUAUUCCAGUGUCUGUUGAUUGAUGGCGAAAAUGCAGGAGAGGAAGCCCUGAGAGAGGCUGAGAGGUUCAUCAUCAGCGACAAACAGUUUCAGGAGUUUCUGGAUAGACACAGCAGUGUCCCCUGCCUUGUUCCUGAGUCCAAUGAAAAGAUGAGGAAUUCCUACUUGAUCCUGGAUGAAUUUAUGCGUUUCCUGGACUGUCGAGAUGGUAGAAAGGACCCAUCCAAGUCCAUCCUUGAUGUUGGCGUGAAGGAGGCCAUCAGCUUCAGUGGCUUUGAUGAGAAAAUGUUUCUCAAGAGAGGAGGGAAAUAUGUUUGGAGUAAAGCUGACAUGAAGCUGGAGUGGUGAAAAUGUACACCUCAAGGAUUUGAUCCACCCUUGUUGACACUAGUUUGAUAAUUUGUACAGUAUGAAUUAUGUCUGUUACUCAUAUAACUUGUUAAAACAUUAACACAGAUUUAAGUUAAUACAAAUAUUAUGCAGUUUGCUGUUUUAUUAAAUUGUAUAUUGUUUCUUUGCACUG